UGAAUCACAGAGUGAGAGAGAUAUUAAUCUGUUGAUCAAUCUGAGUCAACACAAUAGGUCCCAAAUCCUGGUGAAUCAAUCAUCAUCUAGGUAUCAUUCGCAAUCAUUGUCUUCCAAUCACACUAGCCUAUUUCCCUUGUCAUCCCAGUCGUGGCUUGAUUGACCAGUUACAACUCCCCGCGUACCUCCGCUUCGGCUGCGGAGACAUACAUAUCCCUUUGUUAUCAGCCUCACGGCCAAACCCCCUCGACAACUUUAAUUUCUUUCUUUUGUUGAUGAACCUCGGCCCCAGCGCACAAUAGUUGCCCUCUCAGAUUGCUGGAGGGCUCAUACGCGUGUUCGAAACGGAUCAGGGUACUGAGGAGGAUGAUAGGAACUCACAAUCGAUGGGUGUAAUACGGAAGAAGACCGCCUCACGCGGCACCGAAGCAGGCACCAAGUAUCACUGUGAUAUCUGCUCGGCAGAUGUGACGUCGACGGUUCGCAUAUCAUGCGCCCAUCCCGCCUGCCACGAAUACGACCUCUGUGUCCCCUGCUUUGCGGCUGGUGAGAAAUCGAAAAAUCACGAUCCAUCCGCCCAUCCGUACCAGGUCAUCGAACAGAAUUCGGUCCCCAUAUUUGAAGAAGAUUGGGGCGCCGACGAGGAACUACUGUUAUUGGAGGGUGCAGAGAUCUACGGAUUGGGAUCAUGGGCGGACAUUGCAGAUCACAUCGGCGGAUAUCGCACAAAAGACGAAGUGCGCGAUCACUACAUCAGGACGUACAUCGAAAGCUCUAAUUUCCCCCUACCCGAACGAGCGGAUCCCGAUGAUACGAGCCUACAGGAUUCCAUUUCCAAGGAGGAGUUCCAGGCCCGCAAGAAGCGACGUAUUGAAGAGCGCAAGGAAGCAGCGAAGGCGGCUCCUCCAACCACACCCAAGCAGAAACCCACUGCCAGUGUACCAGCUUGCCAUGAAGUACAGGGCUACAUGCCUGGUCGAUUGGAGUUCGAAACCGAGUUCAUGAACGAGGCCGAAGAGGCGGUGCAGCACAUGACCUUUGAACCGGGCGCUGGAGAGACGCCAAAUGGGGAGACGGAUGCGGAGAUGGAACUGAAGAUGACCGUGGUCGACAUCUACAACUCGCGUCUGACUGCGCGGACGGAGCGGAAGAAGAUUCUGUUCGAACACAAUCUCCUGGAAUACCGGAAGAACACGGCAUUGGAGAAGAAGCGCACCAAGGAAGAAAAGGAUUUGCUGAACAAGGCCAAACCAUUUGCGCGGAUGAUGAACCAUGACGACUUUGAGGAGUUCAACAAGGGCCUAGAGUACGAGCACAAUCUUCGGUUGGCCAUUGCGCAGCUGCAGGAAUGGCGCCAGAUGGGCAUUGGCGACCUCAAGGGCGGAGAAAAGUACGAGCAAGAGAAACAGCAGCGUGCGCAAAGACUCCUGCCGCAGGGAUCUUUCGAUCGUUUCGCCAGCACACGCCCGAAGCAGACGCAGCAGCCUGAGCAGCCGACCGCGGCCAGUCAAUUGACAACACCCGAGCUUCCUCUGCGCUUACAAAAAGCUUCAGGUGCAAACAAGGCUCCCGAGCCAGCCAACGUCCCCUUGAACGAUUUCGACUGGGCUUUCGCCAGUAACGGAGACGGACUGAAUACACCCCAGCCCACCAAAACCAAAUUUGUGGUGCAACCACUGAACGGAGUGAUCCCGUGGAAGCUAGAGAACGAGGGCGCACCAGAUCUGCAUCUCUUGACCAAGGAGGAAGUGGAGCUCUGCAAUGUACUACACAUCCAACCCAAGCCAUACCUGGUGAUCAAAGAGACGCUGUUGAAAGAGGCGAUGAAGCAAGGGGGAAGUCUCAAGAAGAAGGAUGCACGGGCUAUUUGCAAGAUUGAUACUACAAAAACAAGUCGAAUUUACGAUUUUAUGGUGCACAGCGGAUGGAUCAACAAGGCGUGAUUAACCUGGGCCGAUCUUUACACAAGUUGAUGCGUACAUUUGAUAUCCAAGAUCACUGCCGUAAAAGGAGUUCGGGCGUUGACGACGGGGGAGGGAAUUUGACGAGUUCAGUAUGGCAUGUCUGAAGCGAGUAAAUAGUUGUAAAUAUAUCUUCAUUUUUAUUCUCAUAAUGAUCUUCGAAC
Molecule: messenger RNA, 2125 nt
Organism: Aspergillus novofumigatus IBT 16806
Lineage: Eukaryota; Fungi; Ascomycota; Eurotiomycetes; Eurotiales; Aspergillaceae
Gene: adaB
Product: chromatin-binding transcription regulator ADA2
Exons: 3
Coding region: 387-1943 (518 amino acids)
Biological process (GO): chromatin remodeling; regulation of transcription by RNA polymerase II
Cellular component (GO): nucleus; SAGA-type complex
Molecular function (GO): transcription coactivator activity; zinc ion binding; chromatin binding
Source: RefSeq, a predicted model, not a curated record